CACCGCCCCGAGAUUCUUCCAGAAGUAGCCGGCGAGGUGCACACAGCGUCGGGUUGAAUGAAAUCAUCUUAACUUAAAACAAAAUCUUUCUAGCUGUGUGUUUCUCGGCUCAAAAUGUCCACACUGGGGACUCUCGCCUUCGAUGAAUAUGGAAGGCCUUUUAUCAUCAUCAAGGAUCAGGAUAAGAAAUCGCGUUUGUCGGGCCUUGAUGCUCUUAAGUCACACAUCAUGGCAGCAAAGGCGGUCGCCAACACCCUGAAGACUUCACUGGGCCCGAAUGGACUCGAUAAGAUGAUGGUGGAUAAGGAUGGUGAAGUGACGGUCACCAACGAUGGCGCUACCAUCCUUGGCAUGAUGGAUGUGGAUCACCAGAUCGCCAAGCUCAUGGUCGAGCUCUCCAAGUCUCAGGAUGAUGAAAUUGGAGAUGGCACCACCGGUGUCGUUGUCCUUGCCGGAGCUCUUCUGGAGCAGGCAGAGCAGCUCCUGGACAGGGGGAUCCACCCCAUCCGAAUCGCCGAUGGCUACGACCAGGCGGCCCGCAUCGCCAUCCAGCACCUGGAUAAGAUCGGCGACAGUUUCCCUGUGAACCCCAACAACACCGAGCCCCUGAUCCAGACCGCCAUGACCACGCUCGGCUCCAAAGUCAUCAACCGAUGCCACAGGCAGAUGGCAGAGAUUGCCGUCAACGCCAUCCUCACCGUAGCCGACAUGGAGAGGAAGGACGUGGACUUUGAGCUCAUCAAGAUGGAAGGCAAGGUCGGAGGCAAACUGGAGGACACGCAGCUCAUCAAAGGUGUCAUCGUGGACAAAGAGUUCAGCCAUCCUCAGAUGCCCAAGGUAUUGAAGGACACGAAGAUCGCCAUCCUGACCUGCCCGUUUGAGCCCCCCAAGCCUAAAACCAAGCACAAGCUGGACGUCACCUCGGUGGAGGAUUACAAAGCUCUGCAGAAGUACGAGAAGGAGAAGUUCCAGGAGAUGAUCCAGCAGGUGAAGGAGAACGGUGCCAACCUUGCCAUUUGCCAGUGGGGUUUCGAUGACGAGGCGAAUCACCUGCUGCUGCAGCACGAGCUGCCGGCUGUACGCUGGGUCGGAGGACCCGAGAUCGAGCUUAUCGCCAUCGCCACUGGUGGGCGUAUUGUGCCACGAUUCUGUGAGCUGACCCCGGAGAAACUGGGCAGUGCCGGCCUGGUGAGGGAACUCUGCUUUGGCACCACUAAAGACCACAUGCUGGUCAUCGAGGAGUGCAAGAACUCCAGAGCUGUUACCAUCUUUAUCCGUGGAGGAAACAAAAUGAUUAUUGAGGAGGCGAAGAGGGCGCUGCACGAUGCCCUGUGUGUGAUCCGUAACCUGGUUCGAGAUAACAGGAUUGUUUACGGUGGCGGCGCUUCCGAGAUCUCUUGUGCGCUUGCUGUGAACGCGGCAGCCGAUAAGUGCCCGUCUCUGGAGCAGUAUGCCAUGCGGUCGUUUGCCGAUGCUCUGGAAGUCAUUCCCAUGGCGCUGGCGGAGAACAGCGGAUUAAACCCCAUUCAGACGAUGACUGAGGUCAGAGCUCGACAGGUCAACGAAAACAACUCGGCACUGGGAAUCGACUGCCAGCGCAUGUCCACUAACGACAUGAAGCAGCAGCAUGUGAUCGAGACCCUGAUUGGAAAGAAGCAGCAGAUUUCUCUGGCGACACAAGUGGUGAAGAUGAUCCUGAAAAUCGACGAUAUCAGAAACCCUGGUGAAUCUGAAGACUGAACCAGUUUGCAAGCACUCUGAUCCUAGUGUUAUUUAUCAUUUGAUACUUCGUUCAUUCAAUGUGUAGAGUUGAAAGAACCAUUAAAAUGUUCAACCUGGAA
Molecule: messenger RNA, 1841 nt
Organism: Trichomycterus rosablanca
Lineage: Eukaryota; Metazoa; Chordata; Actinopteri; Siluriformes; Trichomycteridae
Gene: cct5
Product: chaperonin containing TCP1, subunit 5 (epsilon)
Exons: 11
Coding region: 115-1740 (541 amino acids)
Biological process (GO): protein folding
Cellular component (GO): chaperonin-containing T-complex
Molecular function (GO): ATP hydrolysis activity; ATP binding; ATP-dependent protein folding chaperone
Source: RefSeq, a predicted model, not a curated record